AUGGGACCUGAGAAACCCGCAAUUCCCCCCAAUCACCCAGCAACGACGAGAUCGCUGCUACAAUGGCCUUCGAUCCAAGAAUUACUAAAAUUUUCAGGCGCCGAGAAGAUUCGUGACGUUCAAGACCCGACCAUCCCAGAACAGAAACGGUGUCCGCUUCGCGUCCACGGGCAAGGUGAAGGUCAUGGGGGCAUGUUUAAUGAGGAAUGGGGACAGGUAGGCGUCACCGACAUCAGUGGAAAUCUCGACUGGAGUCCUGACAAGGUCUGGGAUUAUUAUGAUUACACAAUUCCUUGGUCCAUUUAUGAAAACACCGCAGGAAGCGAUGACCGGAGCAAAGAAAAAACGGUCGAUAGCAGGGACCGAACGGCAUUGGCAAAUUGGGAAACCUAG
Molecule: messenger RNA, 393 nt
Organism: Hypoxylon trugodes
Lineage: Eukaryota; Fungi; Ascomycota; Sordariomycetes; Xylariales; Hypoxylaceae
Exons: 2
Coding region: 1-393 (130 amino acids)
Source: RefSeq, a predicted model, not a curated record